Eptesicus fuscus (big brown bat) is the source of this 654-nucleotide messenger RNA. RefSeq names its product glycosylphosphatidylinositol anchored high density lipoprotein binding protein 1 (gene GPIHBP1). The record is from RefSeq and is a predicted model, not a curated record. The coding region runs from base 78 to 575 and encodes 165 amino acids. Gene Ontology annotation, molecular function: acetylcholine receptor inhibitor activity. The transcript is spliced from 4 exons. NCBI's taxonomy places the organism in Eukaryota, Metazoa, Chordata, Mammalia, Chiroptera, Vespertilionidae.
CCCAGCAGGACAGAGAGCAGAUACGCAGCGUGCACAGACACACGCAGACCACGGCCUGCAUAGACCACGGCCUCAGGAUGAAGGCGCUCGCGGCCGUCCUGCUCGCCCUGCUGCUGUGCCAGUGGCCAGGGAGAGGACAGACACAGGACGGGACGGAGGACGAGGACCUGGGGCCGGAGGGCUACGAUGACGACGACGAGGAGGAAGAUGAGGUCGAGGGGCCCGAGGACAGAGGACUGCGGUGCUACACCUGCUCGUCCCUGCACAAGGGGGAGACGUGCCAGCAGACCCUCCGCUGCCCCCUCAGCCAGCGCUUCUGCAAGGCCAUCAUUUCGCGGUGGGACACUGAAUCGGCGCCUCUGACCGCCUACUCAGGGUGGUGCACAGACGCCUGCAAGCCGGUGUCCAGGACGAUCGAGGGGACGGAGGUGACCACGAACUGCUGCCAGACCGCCCUGUGCAACUCCCCACCCUGGCAGGGCGGCGGGGCGAGCGGCCCCCAGGGCAGCCCCGCAACCGUGGCCGCCGCCCUCCUGCUCAGCCUGUUCCUAAGCUGCGGGGCCGUGGGGUCCUGAGUGGAGCGGGCCCUCCCCCUGCCUGCCAGCACCCUGCCCAGUAUCGUCCUCUCCUGCCCCAGUUUUGGAGAAUAAACUU